UAGAAAUGCUCCCAGCCUUGAGCACUGGUCCGGCCAUGUAUCUCGUCUUCUUAGACUUGAGCAAAGAGCUAAACGAGCCGUACAAAAUCCAUUUUAGUCGCAAAGGCAAAAAAAUCACUCCCUAUGACGCUAUACAUACAGUCAAAGAAACAGUGUCUCAAAUCCUUUCUUCCAUCAGUAGCAUACAUAGUAUCCCUCAAGUGACCUGUUCAUUCAAGACCGAUAAAGUUGAUGGAUUUAGCGAGAAGCUUGAAUUAUUCCAACAAGUUAGUCCCUUGGCUGCGCUGAUAGGCACUGACAAAGAUAAGCUGAAGGACCCAGAGAAGGAAAUCAAGAAAAAAAGCGAAGAUUUAAAUGACAUUGUAAAAGAACAGUUUGAUAAAAUAAUGAUUAGUCCUGACGCUACUGAUUCAAAUCUAUUUACCGUAGACAACCACCAUGGAACUGAGCAGUCGGACAUAGGCCCACUUCGUAAAGUGUUAAGUGAAAUCUUUCAAACACGCUUCGAGAAUGCUUCGUUACCGAUUAGACCAAAAUGGCUUUUAUUUGGACUCAUUCUCCGAAGGGAAUACAAGAUUGCUAAUAUUGAAGAUUGUUUAGAGUUAGGAAAGAAACUUGAAAUGGAUGAAAAUGAAACGAAAUUUUGUCUGCGGUAUCUUCAUGACUGCGUUGGCACUGUCAUGCAUUACACAAGUGUUUUGAAUGAUAAGAAAAACUGGCUCAAGAAUCAUGUAAUCUGCUCCCUUCAAGUACUAUUCGAUAGCAUCAGUGAGCUGAUUCUUCCUUCUUUGUGUGUGCUUCGUUUUGGAGGUGCUUUCACUGAGGAUGAAAAAAAACUGUUUAGAAAGGGGCAAUAUUCAGCUGAAACUAUCGAAAUGUAUUGCAAAAAGUCAGGAAAUAAUGAACUUAUCCCAGCCAAGAAUCUUAUAUCGCUUCUUCAACAUCUAAACCUUCUCUCUGAAGUCGUUCACAAAGAUGUUAAUGACCCAAGCAAGUGUCGAAUCACCUAUUUUAUGCCGGCUAUCUUAGAGUGUGCUUCACAAGAGGAGCUGACCAACCCACCUCCACCAGAUGCCAACAACCCAGAGCCACUGCUCAUCACAUUUAGCUGUGGUUACAUUCCAACCGGAACUUUUUGUGGUCUGAUCACUCGACUAGUUUCCCAAGGCCCUCAUGGAAUUCUCAGAUUUACGUGGGAGUUAGUGGAAGAUGGUGUCAAGCGAAAUUGUGUAUCUUUUUUCAUCGAUAGAUCAAACAAGGUGACCUUACUAGCCCACGAUCGAUGCUACGAAAUUCAAGUUGUUCGCCAUCCUAAUGGCCGCAUGUCUCUUCAUGACCUUUGCACUUAUGUUUUCUCAGUGAUGCACUACACUCUCAAAAGCCUUUACCCACACUUGGUUCCUCAAAUUGCGUUCCAAUGUCCCUGCCCUGGUCACCAGUCCAGCCGAGAUAAUUUGUGUGUUUUUACUGAAGAUUUCUUUCUUUGUGGUAGGAAUCCAGUGACACCAACGAAAGACCAACAAGCUUGGUUGGGUCAGACUGUCUCCAUGCAUUGGUCAGAGUGCUAGCUUGGGAGUUCUCAAGUUCAUGAAGGGACAGUCUCUGGAGAGAUUCUCUUUCAAUUGGAGCAAAGUGGGAAUUGACGACACACAACCUCCAGCUGAUGACUGCAAGCCCA
This is a messenger RNA of Halichondria panicea, 1678 nucleotides long. RefSeq lists its product as uncharacterized. The record is from RefSeq and is a predicted model, not a curated record. The coding region runs from base 6 to 1568 and encodes 520 amino acids. Lineage: Eukaryota; Metazoa; Porifera; Demospongiae; Suberitida; Halichondriidae. The transcript is spliced from 2 exons.